Molecule: messenger RNA, 957 nt
Organism: Phytophthora sojae
Lineage: Eukaryota; Oomycota; Peronosporomycetes; Peronosporales; Peronosporaceae
Exons: 4
Coding region: 1-957 (318 amino acids)
Biological process (GO): mitochondrial respiratory chain complex I assembly; biosynthetic process
Cellular component (GO): mitochondrion
Source: RefSeq, a predicted model, not a curated record
AUGCUGAGCUCCUUGCGGCGGCGUCCGGCGGCGCUGCUGCCGCGCAGAGCGAUCGGCGCAGCGCGCGCCAAGCACAGCAAGGAGGACCUCGAGAUCCGCGAGUCUGUCAGGAAAUUGGACUACGACGGAUACGUGUGCGGCCUGCUGCUGCCGCUGAAGACGCGGCCGUCCUUCUUCGCCAUUCGCGCUCUGAACGCCGAGAUCGCUACCAUCAAGGACUCGGUCCACAGCAACCAGAUCACGGGCAAGAUCCGCAUGCAAUGGUGGCGUGAGCGGAUGUACAAUUUGUACGAAGUUUCGGCUUCUUCGGGUGUGGAACGACCGGAGCAGUCGACGAUGCUGCUGCGAGGACUGGAUAAGGCGGUGCAGGAGCACGACCUCACGCGGAGAUGGUUCGAGCGAAUGCUGGACGCGCGUGACCAGGAUCUUGACCGGGAGGAGGUGCAGAGCUUGCAUGAACUUGAGGUUUAUGCGGAGCAGACGGCGUCUUCGCUGCUGUACCUCACGCUGGAGUGUCUUGGCGUUCGCGACGACACAGCGGACCGCGUGGCAGGACACGCCGGCGUUGCUAUCGGACUUGCGACGCUGCUGCGAGGCACGGCUUAUCACAGCUCCCGGCAACAGUCUUAUCUUCCCGAGGACCUCAUGAACAAGCACGGCGUAACCGUGGAGGAUGUGCUUGCCGCCGUUGAAGACCCCAAGCUCGGCGAGAAGGUGGCGCCUGUGGUAUUCGACGUUGCCUGCCGUGCGAUGGAGCACCUUCACCAAGCUCGCUCACUGCGGAAAGAUCUGCCGAGCGAGUCGCGCAGUGCGUUCCUGCCGCUGGUUAGCUCCUCGCUGUACUUGAAGGAGCUGGAAGCUGCCAACUUCAAUGCCUUCGCGCCCGAACUGCAGCAACGCAACAUGCUGCAACUGCAUUUUGAGGUGUUGAAGCACUUCUUCUUGCGCAAAUACUAG